Molecule: messenger RNA, 228 nt
Organism: Linum tenue
Lineage: Eukaryota; Viridiplantae; Streptophyta; Magnoliopsida; Malpighiales; Linaceae
Source: the annotation of a GenBank genome assembly
CUCAGCCGCAUCAUUGCCGUCCGGUGUUUUUCGUCCGGUGGUUCUCCAUCGAUUAAAGUACCCGGUGCACAGCUAUUACCACCAGUUGAAGAAAGAAGAAUCGGAAAUACACCGUUUGCAUUGAUAUCAUGGAUAUUGAAGAUAAUGAGAUUGCACUAUUUCCUAACCGGGUGGCGGAUGGUGAAGAUGAUAAUCUAUAUGGGAAAACAGUGCCUAAUGAAGAUGAAG